This is a messenger RNA of Nothobranchius furzeri (turquoise killifish), 1847 nucleotides long. RefSeq names its product ubiquitin conjugating enzyme E2 M (gene ube2m). NCBI's taxonomy places the organism in Eukaryota, Metazoa, Chordata, Actinopteri, Cyprinodontiformes, Nothobranchiidae. The record is from RefSeq and is a predicted model, not a curated record.
CGACGUCUGCACCCUCCUCCCCACCCGGCCUCUCCUGCGGGCUAACAGCUAGGUUAGCUCGGUGUGAUUAGUUGAGACGCACCGGCUCCAUCCACAUUACGGUGCAGUUCGGGCUCAUUUGGCUCUGUUAACACUCAGGACACACGGGGAGUUCGCACACUAAAGGGACUCAAGAGUUUAGGCCUCCGAUUAUCGAACAAGUGAAGAUGAUUAAGCUGUUCUCCCUGAAGCAGCAGAAGAAAGACGAGGAAUCUGCUGGAGGAAACAGAGCCGGAGCCGGGGGCAAAAAAGCCAGCGCGGCCCAGCUUCGAAUACAGAAAGACAUCAAUGAGUUGAAUUUGCCAAAGACGUGUGAGAUCAGCUUUCCAGAUGAUGAUGACCUCCUCAACUUCAGACUCAUCAUCUCACCAGACGAGGGCUUUUACAAAGGAGGAAAGUUUGUCUUCAGCUUUAAGGUAGGACAGGGUUAUCCCCAUGACCCCCCUAAGGUAAAGUGUGAGACGAUGGUGUAUCAUCCCAACAUCGACCUGGAGGGAAACGUCUGCUUAAAUAUCUUAAGAGAGGACUGGAAGCCCGUGUUGACAAUAAACUCCAUCAUCUAUGGUCUACAGUAUCUAUUUCUAGAGCCAAACCCUGAAGAUCCGUUGAACAAGGAGGCAGCAGAAGUCCUGCAGACGAACCGGCGGCUCUUUGAGCAAAAUGUCCAUCGCUCCCUGAGGGGUGGCUAUGUGGGCGCCACCUACUUUGAGAGAUGUCUUAAGUAACUCUGCAUCCCAUUUUCCAGAUCUCUCUCAUCAUCUCCUCUCCUCCCCUCCCUCCCUCCCUCCCUCCUUCAUUCCCUCCUCAGACCUGCUCAUCAGCUGGAGCAGGAGUCAGAGUGGCAGAAAGCAGCGCGCAGCAAGAUGCUUUCCUGUUUUAACACAAAAGAAAGAAUGCCACCCUUCUCUUCCUUGUUUCCCCUCCUUCCUUCUCCUCCUCAUUCUUCCAGAUUUCUCUUCAUUUUACUUCCAAAAUGCAAAAAUCUGCCGUUUAAACACCACAAAGGAUGCCAACAUACAACUUUCUGGACUCUGCUUAGGAGAAGGCGGAUGAAGAUGGAGAGGGGAGGAGAAGGUUGUUAGUGAAUGUUGCUUGGGCUGACAUCUCUCCGCUGAUGAUAAUGAUACCCACAAGAUUGUUCCUUUGUUUUGGUUUUAUUUUGUCUGAGGUGAUGACACCUGACAUCACACAGGUGAACAGAAGGACACGCCCCCCCUCCCUAUCGCCGCCUUCAUUCAUUGGUUACAGAUUAGUCAGCCAGCAGCAAACUCCAAGCAGAGGGGUGCAGCUCUUCAGAGUCACAAAGGCAGCUGAUGCGCCUUAAUGUUCUUAACAAGUUGUAGUUUUUAGUUAAAGAGGCCCUGCUGCAUCCUGAAGGUGUAAAGAAAGGGGAGGGGCUUCUGAGGUUUGGGGAGGGGCCAAAUCUAGCAAGACUGAUUAAAGUAGCUGAGACAGGCUUGAGAGUGGCCUGUGAGAGAGGAAACAUGCCUUAACACGUUUCUGCAGUGACUGUAGUGAAGAGGGCGGGGCUUAGCAGCGAGAGAUGCUUGUAGGAAAUUGGAUUGAGCACACCAGUUUGGAGUUUGCUUCUGAGCUGGGGCAGGAUGUAGUAUGGUAUGGGUGGGGGCUAUGUCUUUUAUUGGGCUACGUUUGGGUGGGCUCCAUGGGAAGGGCGGAGGAAGAUUUUGAUUUGGGGUGGGGCAAAGAGGGAGGGGCUUACAAUGUUCUGAUUUUGUUGUGUAUAUUGAAACCCCAGCUGUUCACGUAGACUGCAAUAUGAUUUAUGUUAAAUAAAAUCUAAACUUAAA